AUGAAUCAUAGUUUACAGAGGAUAACAGCACACAAACGAGAAUCUCAUUCACCACAAAUCAAAAUGAAAAUUUUUUUGGUUGCUGUGCUAGCGCUGCCAUGCGCAUUUGCAGUUCGCUGUUACUACUACAUUGACAGAAGUGACGACUUGAAUCCCGUGAAAUCAUGGAUGGAUUGUGAUGACUCUAAAUAUUGCUUCAAGACAUAUAUUGAGCAACAUGAAACGCUCAACGAUAAGAAGUGGAUUGUUAGCAGAAGCUGUGGCUCAUCGAAUGUGUGCAAGAGUGAAGGUUGUACGGGGACAAGAAAUAGCUGGAGCUGCUGCUGUCGAGGCGAACUUUGCAAUCUGACUCCUUCGAAAAAGAUCUAUCUGUUAACGAUUUUUUCUGCGCUUUACAUAAUGUUCGCUUUAUGAUAUUUUGCCUAUGAUGAAUGCUCAAAUUGUCUCAAACUUUCUGACAUCAUAUA
This is a messenger RNA of Cylicocyclus nassatus, 467 nucleotides long. Lineage: Eukaryota; Metazoa; Nematoda; Chromadorea; Rhabditida; Strongylidae. The record is from the annotation of a GenBank genome assembly.